Gorilla gorilla gorilla (western lowland gorilla) is the source of this 4780-nucleotide messenger RNA. It is a transcript of the gene GINS4, whose product is annotated as GINS complex subunit 4. Bases 347 to 1018 code for a protein of 223 amino acids. The transcript has 8 exons. Gene Ontology annotation, biological process: DNA-templated DNA replication; double-strand break repair via break-induced replication. NCBI's taxonomy places the organism in Eukaryota, Metazoa, Chordata, Mammalia, Primates, Hominidae. The record is from RefSeq and is a predicted model, not a curated record. Gene Ontology annotation, cellular component: GINS complex.
UCAAGUCCUUGGGUUGCUGGGACGGCGGGUCGCCGCGAAGACAGUCCCCGCCCGCCGGGUGGGCGGGCCCAAGGAGACCGCCCUGCUCUUCCCCCCGGGCCUUGAUUGGUCAGCGUCGCCCUUGCGCGAUGACGUCGUGCCUGGGCGGAAAGCUUGCGAGAGUAGCGCGGGAGCUGAGAAGUUGGAGGGUUGGGUUGGUCCCGGCAAGGCUUUGAGCGGUUUGUUCCGCUGUCUUCCCGCUUCCUGGUGCCCCGACUGCGUCCCCACGAACGCCCCGUCCUUACCGCCGGCUGCUGUGGAGUGCCUCGCUGUCUCCCAGGUCCCCGAGUUCCUGGUUUCAGAGAAGAUGACCGAAGAACUGGAUUUCCUGGGACAGGACUCUGAUGGGGGUAGUGAGGAAGUGGUCCUAACUCCUGCAGAGCUCAUUGAAAGAUUGGAGCAGGCCUGGAUGAAUGAAAAGUUUGCCCCUGAGCUGCUGGAGAGCAAGCCUGAGAUUGUAGAAUGUGUCAUGGAACAGCUGGAGCACAUGGAAGAAAAUCUCAGGAGAGCCAAAAGGGAGGACCUGAAGGUCAGCAUCCACCAAAUGGAGAUGGAGAGGAUCCGCUACGUCCUCAGCAGCUACUUGCGGUGUCGCCUCAUGAAGAUAGAGAAGUUUUUCCCUCAUGUCCUUGAGAAGGAAAAAACACGUCCUGAGGGGGAGCCUUCCAGCCUCUCGCCAGAAGAGUUGGCCUUUGCCAGAGAGUUCAUGGUGAACACAGAGUCCUAUCUGAAAAAUGUCGCCUUGAAGCACAUGCCCCCUAACUUACAGAAGGUGGACCUCUUUCGGGCAGUUCCCAAACCAGAUCUAGAUUCUUACGUGUUUCUGAGAGUGAGAGAACGACAAGAAAACAUACUGGUAGAACCAGACGCAGAUGAGCAGAGGGACUACGUGAUUGACCUGGAGAAGGGCUCACAGCACUUGAUCCGAUACAAAACCAUUGCACCUCUGGUUGCAUCUGGAGCUGUCCAGCUAAUUUAAAACUAGGCAUAAACAGCCAGGCAUGGUGGCUCAAGCCUGUAAUCCCAGCACUUUGGGAGGCCGAGGCGGGCAGAUCAUGAGGUCAGGAGUUCGAGACCAACCGGACCAACAUGGUGAAACCCCAUCUUUGCUAAAAAUACAAAAUAAUUAGCCGGGUGUGGUGGUGUGCACCUGUAAUCCCAGCUACUCAGGAGGCCGGGGCAGGAGAAUCACUUGAACCUGGGAGCAGGAGGUUGCAGUGAGCCGAGGUCGUGCCAUUGCACUCCAGCCUGGGUGACAGCGAGACUUCGUCUCAAAAAAAAAAAAACUAGGCAUAAACUCAUGAGGUCAGGAGAUCAAGACCAUCCUGGCUGCUAAACCCCAUCUCUACUAAACCCAUCUCUACUAAAAAUACAAAAAAUUAGCCAGGCAUGGUGGCAGGCCCAUCUACUCAGGAGGCUGAGGCAGGAGAAUGGCGUGAACCCGGGAGGUGGAGCUUGCAGUGAGCCAAGAUCGUGCCAUUGCACUCUAGCCUGGGCGACAGAGCAAGACUCCAUUUCCAAAAAAAAAAAAAAAACACACUAGGCGUAAACAAGAAUGAAGACCUGGAACCCUAGAGAAAAUACUAGAAACCCCUCGUAUCACGUUGUGCCUGAGGACAAUAAUAAAGUAGUUUACUAGGCAUCAGACAUUCCUCAGCAGUGCUGUGGGUCACGGGCAUGAAGCUGAGCUCGAGGCAGGAUUGCUUGUGUUGCUGCAUGUCCUGUCUGCUGUUUUAGCCCGUAUCAGUAGAUGGGGCCAUUGUACUGUUUGUUCUGCACACUUGGCGGAGCAGCAGAGGUUCUGAGCACGCUUUUCCCUUUGUAGUAUUUUCUGAGCUAAGGAAAGUCAGGCAGAAGUAGUUCAUAAGAAGGCAUCACUGCCUGUGAUCGGGGCUGCAUUUAGCCCUGACCUGAUAAUGGUAGGAGAGUUCAUUUAGCCUUUCUGCUGGGAAGAUUGUAAAUAGAUUAAAGAAAACAGCUGUGGCCUUCUCCCGUCAUACAUUAUUAGACUGUGUAAACUAACAUUUUAGAACCUCUAAUAUUGGACUUAAAACCAAUUUCUGUCAUGCUUAAUUGAAAAUCACAACUAAACCAAUAAACCAUUAUUAAAUUUCCAUUCUGCAGCAGAAGGCACCUCUGGACGGCUCCUGGCUUGUAGUUUAAUGAAGUAUGUGCUCCCUGCUGUUAACCCGCAGCCCUCCCCAACUCUCCAGCAGCUUUGCCAAGUCAGCCUCCGGGCCAUCUGGCUGUCCUUGGCCAAGGCACUGUUAACAGAGUGACAUUAACCAUCUUGUAUUGUGACCUGUGGCCGCUUUUCUGGUUUAAGUCCUUCACUUUUUCAAGAGGAAUGGAUGAAAUUAAUGUGCAUGCAGAGUCUCACAGUGAUGCCGGAAGGAAGGAUGUAUAGGCAGUGAAUGAAUGAUCUUUCCUUGAAAUGCUAUAAAAAGCAACUUGCAUUCCAGUCUUUUCUUCCUGGUUGAAGUUGGCAGAUUUCCAUUUGCAGGGUAUGGGCUGUGAGAGUAAUCGGGGUAACAUUGCUGUCAUUUCCAAGAGAAAUCAGUAGGGGAAAGCAAGGGAGGUCUUUUUUGUUUUUCUUUUUUGAGACGGAGUUUCCCUCUUGUUGCCCAGGCUGGAGUGGCAGUGGUGUGAACACGGCUCACUGCAGCCUCCACCUCCUGGGUUCAAGAGAUUCUCCUGCCCCAGCCUCCCAAGUAGCUGGUAUUAUAGGUGCGCACCACCACACCCGACUAAUUUUUUGUAUUUUUAGUAGAGAUGGGGUUUCACGAUGUUAGCCAAGCUGGUCUCGAGCUCCUGACCCCAGGUGAUCCACCCACCUCGGCCUCCCAAAGUGCUGGAAUUAUAGGCGUGAGCCACUGCGCACAGCCUGGAGAGGUUUUAUUUCUUGACAGGUAUUUGAUACUCGUGCAGUCCCUGGAGGGUCUCACUGGAGAGACAACAUUUAGGCUGAGAUCUGAUUAACAGGAGGCAGCUGCAGUGCAGAGGUCAAAAGGGAGGGUGUUCCAGGCAGAGAAAACAGCCUGUGCAAAGGCCCUGAGGCAGAAACAAGCUCUACUUGAGGUCAGCCUGGUUAGAAAGCCCAACUCAAAAUAGAAAGUAGUACAUGAUAAGAUCUGAGGCAGGCUGGACCCAGAUCUUACAGGACAUUGUUAAUAAGGAUCCCAUUUGGUCCCCCACAGUCCUGAGAAGCGGGCAGGGCUGUGGGAAACAGCAGAUACUUAGUGGUAAGCCUGAGAUCAGACCCCAAGUCUGCAUUUCCUAGUCACGUUCUCCCUGUAGUGCUAAGCCCAGAGACCUGAGCUGUUACCUAGAAUAGUAAUUCCUAAGCCUUAAUGUGCAUACCCAUUGCCUGGAGCUCACCUUAAGAUGUAGGUUCUGCCUGAAGCCCAAGUUCAUUUAGUAUGUCAUGGUUAAUUCAGAGUAAAAUCAAGAGUUAGUACCUGAUUUAUGCUUGUUAUAUAAAGAAAGAGACAACUUCACUGUAUGAUCAUUUUGUCACUUUUCAAAAGCACUUAAUUCCCAUUCAAUUGAAAAUGUUUCAAGAACAAACCUAUUUGGUCAUUUUAUUGACAUUGCACAUUUGUAUAUGAAUAAAUUUUUGCAAAUUAAAAAAAAAAAUGUAGGUUCUGAAACAGGGUGAGGUCCAGGAUCCUGCCUUUCUAAGGAGCUCCCACGUUGUGCAGUUGCUGGCACGGGGACCACAUUGAGUGACGGCUCUAUGUCCUUAUGCCUCCAGCUGCUGCCCUGUACAUGUGCAACUGCACGGAGCACUUUACAUCCUCUAAAACCACAGUAAAUUUCUCCAUUUCCUAAGUUACCUCUUCAAGAGAAGACUGGUUUUGAUAUGUCAUUUUUAAAUAAAGGAGAAGUUGAAUUUCAAAACCAAGUGGAACAGGAAAUGAUGUGACUUGGUUGACAUUGAUGUUAACAUUUGGUUCUUGGUGAGUGUUUUGCUUUAUUGUUAAAAACUCGCCACUAAAAGCAUGACAGAACAUUUUAUCAAAUGAUGGCGUCAUCCUUUACCGUAAGUUUGCCCCUAGCAAGACAGCUCUUCCUGAGACGUGCUUGCAGGCCCCUAUGUGGGUUUUCCCACCGCAGUCAUCAUCCGUCAUCUGUGACCUUGCUGCAUUUACUCCAUGCUCACACCCCAGCAGCCCGCCUGGCUUUGGCAUCGCCCUCAGAGGCAUCAAACUUCCCCUGCUGCAAUGUACAAGAGUUAGCCAGGAAGCUUGCAGAGUGCUUUGGUUUUGUUUUUGUUUUUUUGAGAUGUCGCCCUGGCUGGAGUGCAGUGGUACAAUCUCAGCUCACUGCAACCUCCGCCUCCUGGGUUCAAGCGAUUCUCCUGCCUCAGCCUCCCAAGCAGCUGGGAUUACAGGUGCACACCAUGACACCCAGCUAAUUUUUGUAUUUUUAGUAGAGAUAGGGUUUCACCAUGUUGGCCAGCCUGGUUUUGAACUCCUGACCUCAAAUGAUCUGCCUGCCUCGGCCUUCCAAAGUGCUGGGAUUACAGGUGUGAGCCACCAUGCCCAGCUGCAGAGUGCAUUUUUAAGCAAACACAUCAUAUGUCAAUUCUUCAUAUAGUAUUCUUUAAUUUAUCUUGGGAAGCCAAAUAUCCCAUUUAGAAUUCUGUAAGAACUGAUUUUUCAAAUGUAUCUAAUCAACUAGCUAUGAAAGCCCUCUCAUUAUAUUGUCCAAAAAACCUUUGUUUUUUAAAAAAACAAAA